AAACUGCUUUGUGGAGGACGGAGAAGUCGAGAGCCCGAGGAAGAGCAAACAACCAGCCAUGGCUCCAAGGAAAAGAACCACCAAACAGCGGAAAAACAACCCGAAGACGGCCAAGCUCGAAGCCUUCCUGGAGGAUUUCGACAGCGAGGUGAAGACCAGAGUCGGACAACUGAAGGAGAAGCUCAACCAGCUGCUCAAAGAUGUUGACAACAGCUACAACAUGGCACUCAUCAAGCUCCCCAAGGCUAUCAGGCAGACUGCCUGGCUGGACCACUGCAAGGCUGAGAAACCUAAGUCACCAGAAGUGGAUAAUACAAAGAGAGAAGAGGAAGCUGCUAUCGUUGAGAGUGUUGUAGCGGAGGACCAUGCAGUCCUUCUGAAAUCAGUCAAAAAAACAUACAAGAAAAAAGGUGCAUCCAAAUCCGGGUCAGAUGAUGAGAACAUCCCGAGCACAACAAAGAGGGGAAGACCAGCAAAGAAACCUCCAACUACAUCAAAGAGAGCGAAGGCACUGGCUGUCAGUCAGCAGAAUACCUCAAUCAGACGAUCAACCAGGAAGCCAAUGAUUACUCCUGCUCGGAGUAUGAUGGAUUCUUCUCUGAUGAUGGGUGCUACCCCUCUGGUCACGCCACGCUUUGACCCAAGGCUGCCCAAGACCCCCGCUGUGAGAAUCCCCCGCCACAAAGAGAGGGUCUACAGCAUCUCGGUCAACGGCUCUCCCAUCGCUGCUGGAAACGAGGACAUAGUCAUCAACGUCCCCAUCGGCAACGGAGAGAGUGUUCAGCUGUUGGCCAGUCAGAUGGACUCUGUGGACCUGUCACUGCUGGAUGAAAACGCUCUGAGGAGCAUCAGACUGCUGCAGACUCGCCUCACAACCCUGUGUGGAACAUCAGAGUGACCCAACACCUGACGCUGACUUGUACAUUACUUUUAUCAAAUGUUGUCUCUAUUUGAAAGCUUUGCGUCCUCCUGUAUGACACAAUGCCACUUUUUUUUUACUGAUAUGUGAGAUUUUAAAAGAUAUAUCACACACAGGUCUCUUCAAACCAAACACUGAUUGGAGUGUAUCCAGUUAGUGAAAGCUGUCAGAUGUAUAAAUGCGGGUGGAAAUGUGAUAUCUUACUACUUUGUGAAUAUUUUCUAGUUAACUUACUGACUUCACCUCCUCCACACAGUCAUGUCUGCUUCUUUUUUAAGCGUUUUGAGCUCUUGUGUGGAACUCUGUCUCAUUUUAGCAUAGUCUUUUAUUCAUGUUUGCUUCAACUUCAGCUGUGUUUACUGUCCUUGAAAGACCUUUGACAGACCUGUACUCUUCAGAUAUAUUUCAAAGUUGAUUCUGCAUCUUCAAUACAAGCAUAUUCUACUAUUUUUGUCUGUGUUACAUGGUGCUGUUGAAUCAUCCUGUGUUUUUAGAAAGUAAAUCAGCUUGAAGUUAUAUUUUUAGUCCAAAUUCUUCUUCUUCUUGUACAGACUUUAAAUCUUUCUCUACCUGUAAACUGAUAAAAGAUUUAGACCACAGCUCUA
This is a messenger RNA of Notolabrus celidotus (New Zealand spotty), 1524 nucleotides long. RefSeq names its product cell division cycle associated 8 (gene cdca8). Bases 59 to 898 code for a protein of 279 amino acids. The record is from RefSeq and is a predicted model, not a curated record. Lineage: Eukaryota; Metazoa; Chordata; Actinopteri; Labriformes; Labridae. Gene Ontology annotation, biological process: mitotic sister chromatid segregation. Gene Ontology annotation, cellular component: chromosome, centromeric region; chromosome passenger complex; spindle midzone. The transcript has 11 exons.